Molecule: messenger RNA, 3381 nt
Organism: Melopsittacus undulatus (budgerigar)
Lineage: Eukaryota; Metazoa; Chordata; Aves; Psittaciformes; Psittaculidae
Gene: CASP10
Product: caspase 10
Exons: 10
Coding region: 386-1936 (516 amino acids)
Biological process (GO): regulation of apoptotic process; proteolysis
Molecular function (GO): protein binding
Source: RefSeq, a predicted model, not a curated record
GGUUGCCCGUGAGCGGGAUGGAGGGAGGGAGGAAGGGAAAGGGAGCCCGCCCUGCCGCCGCAGCCGCGGGUAACCUUCCGUAGACGAGCCCCCAACUCCUUUCCUAGAUGGACUCUGUCCCACUUCCCCUCCUCCACCGGGAUGCCGCCUCAGUCGUGCACAACCCCGGGUUGGUGGCGCCCACAAUCCUGGUUCCGGCAGAGCGCAGGGCUCAGCGCCGCUCCGCAGGGGGUGCUGGGAUCAUGACUCAGCACUUCGGCAUGCACCGCCGAGUGGCUGGGAAAUAGACUGGGAAGUGCUGAGCGCCGCCCCUCGAGUAGUUGUUGGGAGAGGGGACGGUGUCUGUCGAAAUUCAUGUAGGAGGGAGACCGUUGGUUCCAGCAACAUGGAUGAUGUCAGCUUGAAGUUCCAUCAGCAGCUUCUGUUCAUUGAUGAAAGUCUGGUGGCUGAAGAUGUAGCAGCUUUAAAAUUUCUCUGUACUGACUUUCUUCCCUUCAGAAAACUAGAAGGGGUGAAGUCAGCAGUGGACAUCUUUGAGCUUCUCAUGGCUGAAGAAUAUCUGAAUGAGAAAGAUACUUUCCUGCUAGCUGAACUCUUAUACACAAUUAAAUGUCAUUCCUUGCUCAAAAAACUUGGUUAUACCAAGGAGAAAGUGCAGGAAUGUCUGCAUGAGAAGGGAAGAGUGUCUCCUUACAGGCAGAUGCUGUAUGAAUUGUCAGAGAACAUUACUAAUGACAUGUUGAAGGAUAUCAUAUUCCUCCUGAAAAACUGUCUUCCAAAGCGACGGAUAACUCUGUCUGCUCUGGAAUUGCUGAUUUUAUUGGAAAAACAGAGCCUCUUAACUGAGAACAAUGUACAGAUACUGGAGGAAAUCUGUGUGCAUGUUUCACCCAAUCUUCUGGAAAGAGUAAACUGCUACAAAAGGGCAAAAGUGUCUCUGUCUCAGCAGGAGAACACUCUGCCAAUUGAGGAAAUUUCACUGUCUCACACUGGAGACAUCAAAGUAUUCGCUUUCUCAGAGGAGACCUCGAUCAAGUCUGUCGGUUCUAAUAUCAAUGAUAACAAAGAAGCAUGUCUUACCCUAGGCUUGUCUGAAAUAAAGCUGGAGCUGCCUGGAGAAAUCAGCAAUGCAGAAAAUGAAUCCAAGAAGAUGAAAAGCUACAAAAUGGAUGGACCACACAGAGGAUUUUGUCUUGUUAUUAAUAAUGUCAAAUUCGAUAAGUCUCUUAGUGAAAGGAAGGGUUCUUUCAAAGAUGCUGAGGAACUGGAGCGAGUAUUCACAUGGCUUGGUCUGGAUGUGAGGACUUACACAGAUCUGACAUCUCAGAAGAUUAAAGAGCUCAUGCAAACUUGGCAGGAGGUGCAAGAUCACAAAGACAGGGACUGUUUUAUAUGUUGUAUUCUAUCUCAUGGAGAGUCAGGAGCCAUCUAUGGGAAAGAUGAGGAACUUGUAUCGAUCCGCACAAUCAUGUCCUACUUCACUGCAACACAGUGUCCACAGCUGGCAGAAAAACCCAAACUCUUCUUUAUCCAAGCAUGCCAGGGUAAAGAGAUACAGUGUGCUGUGCCGCUUAAAACUGAUGCACGAAUUCCAGACUUGUGUUCUAUGCAGCAGAGCUAUUCUGCUUCUGAAAGUAUUCCUGAAGAGGCUGAUUUCCUCCUAGGCAUGGCCACAAUUGAUGGAUAUGUCUCCUUCCGGCAUAUUCAACAGGGUGCCUGGUAUAUUCAGGCCCUGUGCAGCAAGCUACAGCUGUUAGUACCAAGGGGUGAAGAUAUUUUGUCAAUUCUUACAGAAGUUAAUGAAGAUGUGGCCAGACGUGUUGACCGCUUAGGCACAAAGAAGCAGAUGCCCCUACCAGCAUAUACCUUAACAAGAAAACUUAUAUUCCCAAUACCUAGAGACCCUCCUCCUUCACAGCAGUAUGGAGGCUUUUGAAAUACAUCCUUUUAUCAGCGCAUUUCACUUAAAUGCCAUUCGCCACAUUCCUGAUUUAAGGGAGGUAUCCAGAAUCCUGAGGAACUGUUAGCUUCAAGACAAAGUGUCAAAUUUUGUUUUCCAUCCUGGGAAACUGGAGGAGAUGCAAUUAAAACAAUCCAUGUGCUAGCUAAUUUCAUCAUCUACAGUGUUAUCAGGGCUGGGAGAAGCAUGCAUCAGUCAUGUUAAGUGUUUUUGUACCUACAAAGAUUACAGAUACAGGGGUUUUUUUCUGACAGCAGGAGGGUUGCAGGUAGCCUUCCGUAUCUAGUCCAGUGUUGUUAACAGUCUGGUUUAGGCUCAUUGUGAUUUAGUUUGCAGGCUGUCAAUUUUAAAGCCCACGUCUAAAUCCACUAGGUAUGUUCACAGAGAAAGACAAAGGUGGAAAGGAAGAGGAAAAAGCUUAAUAGUAAGUGGAAAAGGACUUUCAUCUGAAUUUAAAUUAUGUUUAACUUAAUGGAGCACUAGGUAAGUACUGAGAUCAGUAAUUUGUUUCAUGAUGCACACUGGUAUCAUGUAAUGGUGAAUUUAAACUUGGUGUACCAGGACAUCUUUCCAGAACUGAUUUAAGCCAAGAUGCCGCAUAGUAUUUCUGCUGUGAAACCUUGGGAACUGUCAUUUGCCCAGUCCCUUCUGGAAGAAGGUUUUAGGGCAGAAGAUUUACACACUAUGAAACAUGACAUUCAGUAGUGUAUCUGUAUAGGUUUAUCAAAUUGAUUAACUUUCUUAAGCGUUAAAUUUUCUGAUUAUCGUUUCUUGUUUUAAGAUCUAAAAUGCAGCAACAUGAGAAACAGAUCUCUUUGCUUAUGUUUGUAAAAGAGCAUUUUGUGAGUUAAAUGGAAUUUGUCACGUAGUCAUGUAAUGAGUAUUUAUUAUGUAUGCCUGUGUCCUUCUUGUUUGUUACUGCAUUAAAUUCGUAUUUCUUUUUGAGAGCUUGGAGAGGUAAAAAUAAUGUACUGGGGUAAGCCUUAUCUUUGUUUCAUACUGGCAAAACACUGGUUGUUGCAGAUGAUUAAUGGCUGUAAGUUAGGGUGAAGAUUUGAAAGAGGGCUGUCUAGUGCUGUUGAAUGCAAUUUUUAGCUUGCAAUCUUCAGGAUUUUUAGGAGGGGAGUUUUGCAUCCUACACAGCAUUGAAAUGCAGCCAGUUGCCAAAACAUAAUGGUCAUCUUUUUAUCAUGAUAGUAUGUGACCCAUCACAUUUUGAGUCUCCUGAGCUGCCACGCUUGAAGUCCCAUCUGUGCCACAGACAGAAAAUGGUUUACCUCUUAGUAGAAUUUAUAACAUACCGUAGUAGAAUCACAAAGUUUCUGGCUCAAAAUUACUGUUUGUACUUGCUGCACUCUUGUAUGUUUGGGUGACAGUGGAAUUUUUAUCACUACAGAGUAAACAUGAUCAUUUUGACCUUA